AUCUCUUCAAGUGCAAGUGAUCAAAAUUCCUCCGUCUCUUGACGCCCGUUACGACAGCGCAGUAUCACCAACAAAAUAUCAGCAUACCAUCAGCAUUACAUCCACACCCUCCUCCAGCGCCCUUGGAAACGACCCAAUGACUGCGACCAGUCGCGAUCCCCCCACAAGUGGGCAUGACGGUCACGACCAUCGAAACCCUCGCUUCGUGAAUGGUCGUGUCGGUCAUGGCCAUAAAGACCACGCUUCUGCAAAUGGGCACGCCAGCUCCGACCACCAAGACCAUCCUCCCUCGAACGGACACAUCCUUCAUGGCUAUUUAAACCAUUUCUUACACAAUGGAUAUGCCACUGACGGCCAGCUAGCCAGCUUAGCGAACGGUGCGAGCGAUGUGGACAUGUCAAGGGAGUUUCUGGCUACCCUCGACACCUAUAACUCUAUGCACACCGACAUGAACAAGGGCCUGAACCUCUUGAUGGAUGUUUACCGCGACAAGAAUGACAAACUCAGAGAGUAUGACGAGCACCAUUUGAAAAUGUGGUCCAAGCUUGAAGAAUAUGAAAAAAAGAUCCGCUGCCUGGAAGCAAAAAACCGGGCUCUGAAUGACUCCCCCAACGCAUUCGCUUGCCUAAUCAUUGAUGGCGACGGAGCGUUGUUCCACGACGAGUACAUAAUCCAAGGCGAGGAGGGUGGCCGCGAGGCUGCCCAUGAGCUUCAUUCAGCUCUCAAGACAUUCUUGGAGUCGACCAAUAUGGAAGACCAUAUCAAAUUCAUCGUGGUCAAGAUAUACCUGAACGUGGAAGGCCUCUCCAGAGCCUUAAUGGAGUCCGGUAUCAUACAUGAGGACGAUAAGCUCACAAAGUUUGGUCGCGGGUUUUGCCAAGCUCAGCCCUUCUUUGAGUUUAUCGAUGUCGGCCACGGAAAGGAAAAGGCAGAUCUCAAGGCCACAAAGCACUUUGAACUCAUGGUGAACCUGAAGGAUUGCAAGCGCGUGAUGCUGGCUGGGUGUCAUGACAAUGGCUAUGCCACGUCGCUUGAGGAGUACAGCAGAUGGGCAACUGACAAAAUCACCCUCGUGGAGACGACCCCCGCCGCAAACGGUAUCGCAAAACUGAAACAAGAUUUUGACUUUCAGCAAUUUCCAGACAUUUUCCGCUCCGAGCCUCUCUGUUCCAGGAAGCGCCACCAACAGAGCCGCAGCACCAUCACCUCGUUCGGCACCAUCGAGCCAUUUCCUAGCCCUUCGUCAACUUAUGCCACAAAGUUCAAUGGCGGUCCUUCAUCAGCCGCUCUCACGAAGAGGCCCAGCCCGCCUCCAGCUGCCGCUUUCGGUUUCGCAGCAUCCAACUCAGGCGACUCUCAGAGUGAGGACAACCAAGCACCAGAAGACAAGGGCAGACAACCAGUUCUGAGCUAUGCCAAGGCCGCAGGCACCCAAUCUGUGGGCUAUAUCAAAGUCGGUCGCCUGGCCAGCAGCAGCGACGUGUUGAUGGGCAAAUGCCGCAACCCACAACCCCCCAAGACGGAGAAGAGGUACUUCUUCCUCAACAAAGCCCAGCAGCGCGUCGAUUAUCCCUUGUGUAGAGCACCCGACACCAAAGUACGCGAAGAGGUUGAAGAGAAAAUAAGGAAGAAUCGCGCCAACUUUUGCAACGGCUACCACCUGAUCAAUCGAUGCAAGCACUUGGCUGAGAACCAUCACGGUCCUUGCGAUUAUACCCAUGGCGAGCCGCUGAGUAAGGAGGCGAAAAAGUAUCUCUGGUAUAAAGCAAGAAGUGUGGUUUGCAAAAACGGAAGUGAUUGCAGAGAGGAUUAUUGCCUUGCCGGUCACCACUGUGCCUGGGGGAAGGAUUGCCGGUACAAAGAUGAUUGUCGGUUCAAAAAGAUGCACGGUAUUGAUCUUGAACGCUUCUAUGUUGUCCACGAGGGUGAUCCCUGCCCCAAGCCGAUUAGAAGGGUCUAGUCCUUCACUCCCACUUCCUGAGUCUACCUAGGCAUGGGGGAAGAUCCCGUCAGGGAGAGAAAGACGGCCCGGACUUGGAAGGAAGGCAUGAUGCCUUUGACCUUAACCACUAUGACAACAGCGGUUGGAGGACAGCGAGGUAGAGGCCAACAAGAUGCAUCGAGGUAGAUUUGACACACGGGUCCAUUGUCGGUUGAAGAUACAGCUGACGGUCCCAGUGGGUCGUUUACGCAAGGUACAUGAUUUACUUUGCGAAGAAUACACAGAGAGCGUCUUAGCCUGUUGUAUGGGGGAGGGGAUAUAAAGAUUUGGGGUUUAUGCCGAAUCUGAAAGAAUCUCGUGAGUAAUCGAGUAGCAAAGCUUUUCUACCAGGUACAGGACAACGAAGCUGGAACAGACAUGUUUUCGUAGUUCAAUACAGAUAGGCUACAGCAUGGAACAAAACAGAUAGGAACUCGAGCACCUUCGGUUUGUUUUGAGGC
Molecule: messenger RNA, 2442 nt
Organism: Neurospora crassa OR74A
Lineage: Eukaryota; Fungi; Ascomycota; Sordariomycetes; Sordariales; Sordariaceae
Exons: 3
Coding region: 137-1960 (607 amino acids)
Source: RefSeq, a predicted model, not a curated record